This is a messenger RNA of Cloeon dipterum, 3627 nucleotides long. RefSeq names its product trifunctional purine biosynthetic protein adenosine-3 Gart (gene Gart). NCBI's taxonomy places the organism in Eukaryota, Metazoa, Arthropoda, Insecta, Ephemeroptera, Baetidae. Bases 255 to 3305 code for a protein of 1016 amino acids. Gene Ontology annotation, cellular component: cytosol. The transcript has 14 exons. Gene Ontology annotation, molecular function: ATP binding; phosphoribosylformylglycinamidine cyclo-ligase activity; phosphoribosylglycinamide formyltransferase activity. The record is from RefSeq and is a predicted model, not a curated record. Gene Ontology annotation, biological process: adenine biosynthetic process; 'de novo' IMP biosynthetic process.
UCUGUUUUUGUGCGCUGUCAAGAGCACCUAAAUCCUAAUCCUUGUAGCCUAGCAAUUAAUGAGUCCUCUUCUCUCUUCUGCCCGAGACGAUUGAUUCCAGCGUUCAGUGCUUGGUGCUUGUCACUUCUUGUCAAAGCAGCAUUCUCGUUGCUUGACCUUCCGCACUGAAAGGUGACUCGGGCUGCGGGAACAAAUUCUAAAGCUUGGAAUUUCGUUGUUAGAGGCAGAGGCACCCAUAUAUUUUGAGCUUAGAGAUGACCAACAAAGUGCUGGUGGUUGGAGGCGGCGGCCGCGAGCACGCACUCUGCUGGAAACUUGCCUCCUCUCCUAAGGUUGAGACCGUUUUUGUCGCUCCUGGAAACGUGGGCAUUGCAAAGGAGCAAAAAGUGUCUGUGGCUGAUGUCAAUGUCAAAGACUUCAAGGCUGUGGUCGCUUUUUGCAAACAAAAUUCGGUUAGCUUCGUGGCUGUUGGCCCUGAAGACCCCUUGGCUAACGGAAUUGCUGAUGAACUGACCAAGGAAGGCAUCCUCUGCUUUGGGCCCAGCAAGGCAGCCGCCAGGAUCGAAUCCAACAAGGACUGGUCCAAGGCGUUCAUGGACCGCCACAAGAUCCCAACUGCGCGUUGGCAUUCAUUUACUGAUCCUGAAAAUGCGAAGCAGUUUAUCAAGAGUGUCGCCUUCCCAGCCCACGUUGUAAAAGCUAGUGGCUUGGCCGCUGGUAAAGGCGUUGUAGUGGCCAGCAACAAUGAGGAAGCCUGCCAAGCGGUAAACUCGAUCCUCGUAAAUAAAGAAUAUGGUGUUGCUGGCGAUGUAGUGAUCGUUGAGGAGCUCCUUGCUGGAGAGGAAGUUUCGGUUUUGGCUUUUUCGGACGGCAAGAAUGUUAAGCUCAUGCUGCCAGCGCAAGACCACAAACGUCUGAUGGCCGAGGACCAAGGCCCCAACACUGGAGGAAUGGGAGCGUAUUGCCCUUGCCCAUUCAUUACAGAAAGCGAGCUUAAACUGGUCGAAGAGCAGGUCUUGCAAAAAGCCAUUGAUGGACUCAGAUCGGAAGGGACCCCUUUUAUCGGUGUUCUUUAUGCUGGCUUAAUGAUGACUAAAAAUGGUCCUAAGGUGCUUGAGUUUAACUGCAGAUUUGGAGACCCAGAAACGCAAGUUAUUUUGCCGCUGCUUGACACAGACCUCUACGAUAUCAUGAUGGCCUGCUGCACUGAGCGACUUUUGGAGACUGAAUUAAAAUGGAAGGACCAUCUGAAUGCUGUCGGCGUUGUAAUGGCCAGCAGAGGCUACCCAUUCACCUCCUCUAAGGGCAUGAUCAUCACAGGAACUGAUGAGGUUUCAAAGCGAGGCAGCAGCUUGGUCUUCCACAGCGGCACCGCUCUUUCAGGCUCUGACCUGGUCACCAACGGAGGACGCGUGCUGAUCGUUGUCUCCUUAGCGCCGUGUCUUCCCAGCGCGGCCGCUAGCGCCACCGAGGGCGCCAGGAGCAUCGCCUUUGACGGCGCCCAGUUCCGGCCCGACAUCGCGCACAAAGGCGUCAUCAGGGCUAUUCUGGCGAAAGGCGCGCUCACCUACAAGGCGUCCGGCGUGGACAUCGAGGCUGGAGACAGUCUGGUCAGCAACAUCAAGCCUGUUGUCGAGCUGACCAAGAGAGCCGGCACCCUCGGCUCCAUUGGUGGCUUUGGAGGGUUGUUUGAUGUCAGCGCGGCCGGCUACGAAGACCCGAUUUUGGUGUCAGGAACUGAUGGAGUCGGAACUAAACUGAUGGUUGCUCACGAAAUAAACAUAAACCAUACUAUUGGCAUUGAUUUGGUUGCCAUGUGCGUCAACGACAUUCUUGCCCACGCCGCAGAGCCACUUUUCUUCCUUGAUUAUUUCGCCACGGGUAAAUUGGAAGUUGGGGUCGCUGCCAGCGUCGUCAAGGGAAUCGCAGAGGGUUGCAAGCAGGCUGGGUGCGCUCUCGUUGGUGGAGAAACCGCAGAAAUGCCUGGAAUUUACGGUCCAAACACCUACGACUUGGCCGGGUUUGCUGUUGGAGCAGUUGAGAGAACCCUGCAGCUGCCCAACAUCGCCUCAAUCAAGGAGGGUGACGUUGUUUUGGCCCUGCCUUCAAGUGGUCUGCACAGCAAUGGCUUCAGUCUGGUCAGGAAAGUUAUGGAGAAGGUGAGAAGAAACUAUAAUGAAUUGGCGCCCUUCAGCCUAAAUGGGAAGACAUUUGGGGAGGAAUUCCUGACACCAACAAAGAUCUACGUGAAGUACCUACUUCCUGUGCUGAAAAGUGGUAAGGUCAAAGCGUUUGCUCACAUCACCGGAGGCGGCUUACUGGAAAACAUCCCUCGUGUCCUUCCCAAGAACCUGGCCGUUGCUUUGGACGCCUCAAAGUGGACCAUCACUCCUGUAUUCCCCUGGCUAGCAGCAGCUGGCCAGGUCAAUGAACAGGAGAUGCUGCGGACGUUCAAUUGCGGCGUCGGCGGCAUCCUAAUUGUAAGCCCUGCAGAAAAAAACUCAGUUCUGAAUGCUUUGAAGAAAGAAGAAUGCGUGGAAGUAGGAGUUGUCAGGAGCAAGAGCGCUGGCGGCCCGCACGUGUUGGUGAACAACUUUGUGGAGGAGAUGGAAAACCUCAUGCGGCCAUUCCUGCCCACUUUGCUGAGGUCUGGACUGUGCCCUCUGAAGAAACGGGUCGGCGUUCUAAUCUCAGGCGGAGGAACAAAUCUGCAGGCCCUGCUUGACCACACAAACGACCCCACCAGGAACAGCGCCGCGGAAAUCGUGCUUGUCAUCUCCAACAAGGUUGACGCAAAAGGUCUCGAAAGGGCACGCAAUUUCAACGUUGCCACUAAAGUUAUAUCCCACAAAGACUUCUCAUCUCGAGUAGAGUUCGACAGGCAAGUUAAUAAGGAGCUGAGGGAUGCUGGAGUAGAAAUCGUGUGCUUGGCAGGCUUCAUGAGAGUUUUGACUGGAGAAUUCGUGCGCAGCUGGAAGGGAGCUUUGAUCAACAUUCAUCCCGCCCUUCUGCCACUUUUCAAAGGCACCCACGCACACCGCCAAGCGUUGGAUGCGGGUGUUCGGGUCACUGGCUGCUCUGUCCACUUUGUUGAGGAGGAAAUCGAUGCCGGAGCGAUAAUCGUUCAAGAAGCUGUACCAAUCGCGCUUGACGAUACUGAGGAAACCUUGCAAGAGAAAGUACUGAUGAGAGAGCAUGUGGCGUACCCCAAAGCUCUGGAGAUGCUUGCCAGAGGAGAGAUCCAGCUGGACGACCAAGGCAAAAUCAUUUGGGCAACUCCAAAAGCGCUGACAGAAUCAAAAUAGAAGCUGUGGUUGAGAAUCAAAGUCACGGACCAAAUAACCCACGGAAAACGUAUCUAAGCUGUCAAAUCCCAGUUAAAUCAAAACAAUUUCCAAAUUUUAUAUAAGCCAACUGUUUUCAGUUGUAAUUUACGCUCCAUUGUAAAACCAAUGAUGAAUAUUACACAUUCCCUUUUUGAGCAGUGCAUACUUGAAAUUGUAUAUCAGUGCCAUAUUAUUAGUGUUACAAUUUGCUACAAUUCAUUAUGUUUUCAAUAUUAAUCAAAAUGUUGAAUCCAGCAAAAUUUAUGAAACGUAAUAAAGUAAAUUUUUCCUUUUCAUAAAA